This is a messenger RNA of Ictalurus furcatus (blue catfish), 3454 nucleotides long. It is a transcript of the gene abraxas1, whose product is annotated as abraxas 1, BRCA1 A complex subunit. Gene Ontology annotation, biological process: attachment of spindle microtubules to kinetochore; protein K63-linked deubiquitination; mitotic spindle assembly. The transcript is spliced from 9 exons. Gene Ontology annotation, molecular function: polyubiquitin modification-dependent protein binding; microtubule binding. Gene Ontology annotation, cellular component: nucleus. The record is from RefSeq and is a predicted model, not a curated record. NCBI's taxonomy places the organism in Eukaryota, Metazoa, Chordata, Actinopteri, Siluriformes, Ictaluridae. The coding region runs from base 211 to 1392 and encodes 393 amino acids.
ACUGUAAACAACAAUCCUCAUCUGAGCGGAGAAAAUAGAGACGAUAGUUCACACUAAAAAGUUUAUGAAGAUGUUUGAAAGGGAAGUCGAGCUGUGUGCUGUGAAUAUUGCAGUAGGAUAGCUGCUGUCGAUUCGAAAUUGACUCGGUGUCCUUCGGGUUUAAUAAACAACAAUAAACAAACGGAAAUAAACGGUGUUAAAGGCGGCGGCAUGGAGGAAUAUAGCACCACUGUGAGGACAUCCGGAUUCGUUUUGAGUUCGUUGAUGUUUCAGCAUCUGAACAGUGACUGUGAUGUGGAGGGAUUAUUACUCGGUGAGAGUGUCGGAGAGGAGAAAAGCAAAAUCACUGACUCACAGACCGAUCACAUACAAUUCGUGCACACAAUAAAUAUUCAAAAACACAUCACUUGCAGGAGUACACACAGCUUCUACAACAACACCUGUGAAGUGGACAAAGAGAAGAUUAGACAGGUUCUGUCCAAUCUCAAAGAGGAGAAUGUGAUUGGCUGGUAUCGGCAGCGGAGGAACACUAGUCAACAAAUGACUUUAAAAGAGCAGUUGGUUCAUCAGAAUUUGAGGAAGCUGCUGCCACACCAGGAGCUCGUUUUCUUGCUGCUCACGCCGUCUGAGGUGACCAUGUCGCACUCCACCCACCGCCUUGAGUACACAGCCUUCAUAUGGAGCGGCAGUCAGUACAGUAGUAUCCCAGUCUCGGUGAGCAACCUGGGUACACUGGAGCAGCAGGAUUACUGGAGAGUCUCUGCUACAUGUCCCUCUCUGAGUCACUGUCAAUCCAUAAAACAACACAGAGCCAAAUUCUUCUCUUCAGAGCAGGAUCUCCGAGAGGUGGAGAAAGUCAACGACAUGAACGACGCCUUGUUAGAUGAAAUGAAGAGUGCGUGCGUGAGCGUGGAGAAGAGCGAGCGGCGCGUGGAGAAGCUACAGGCCGAGAUCGCAGAGCUCAGAGAAGCCGUCCGAGAGCGAGUGAACAAACAGCAAGACAGUGACAACGUAGAAAGUUCUCCUCAUGAAGGACCCAAGGAGAACGUCCUGCUGUGUGCGGCUCUGAAAGCGCUGUUCCCAGACACGCCGUCAUUACGCAGCCGGACUCUGAGUGUCGAGGGUUUCCCCGUACUGCACAUGUGCUGCACCGAGGAGCACGGCAUCGAUGUUCCCUCCAGACUGCCGCUGAUGCUAGUGCAGUGUGGUCACUCCACGAGGAAGAGGGGCUCGGGUAACAGGACAAAGGGGAAAUUUCAGUCCGCAGGCGUCUCACGGAAAGGUAAAAAGAGGAAGGCGGACACAGAGCAGAGCGAGCCGCUGUCCGAAAACGGGUCUGACACGGAGGUGGAGCUGAGCAGCCCGAACCAAAGCAACUCCCCGGUGUUUUAAAGACUUGUUUAGAUACAAGGAAUAAAACACAACCGACAGGGUGGUGUGAUGUAGCAGAGUUACUGUUACCACCUUGUAGUUGAUUAUUUUCCUAUAACAGCAUAUGGAAUAUUUUAUUUAUCAUAGAUCACUUCCAAACAUUACAAGCAUUAAUUAUUAAAGAAAGACGCAUUAUACUUAUUGUUUUAUAGGUACAUUCAAUAUUGUGGAAAUCCCCCUAAACAAGGUAUUUCAUGUCACUGUAAAAAAAAUUAUAUAUAAUUUUUGUAUACAUUUUAAAUCUGCGUAGCAAAUUCUUCAUGCUUUUUUAAAAUGAUUUCCUGUUUAUUUUGUUCACAUGUAGCUCAGUGGAUGAUUUAUAAAUUAAACAUCCACUUAAUCAGCAUGUGCCAUUAUUCAUUCAUUAAAGAUCAAACUACCUGCUGUUAGUCACAGUUCUGAAAUGUUCCCUGAUUAAUAAUGGAUAAAUUGUCUUUCGUCUUUACAUAUGUAAGUAGUGUAAUAAUGCACGUGUAUUUAUACAGUUGUGCCCAAAAGUUUGCAUACCCCUUGCAGAAUCUGCUAAAUCUUAAUACUGUUAACAAAAUAAGAGGGAUCAUAAAAGUCCCAUGGUUUUUUUAUUAUUAUUUUUUUUUAAGUUUUGUCCUGAAUAAGCUAUUUCACAUAACACAUGUUUACAUAUAGUCCACAAGAUAAUAGGUGAAUUUAUAAAAAUUACCCCGUUCAAACGUUUACAUACCCUUGGUUAUUAAUACUGAGUGUCGUUACCUGGAUGAUCCAUGACUGUGUUUUUUUUUUGUUUUGUGAUCGUUGUUCAUGAGUCCCUUGUUUGUCCUGAGCAGUUAAACUGCCCACUGGUCUUCAGAAAAAUCCUCCAGGUCCUGCACAUUCUUUGCUUUUCCAGCAUCUUCUACAUAUUUGAUUGAUGCUCAAGAAGGCAACACCAUACAUUAAAAGCCAGGGGGAUGUAAACUUUUGAACAGGAUGAUCAGUGUAAAUUGUUAUUUUGUUUAAAGAUCUUUUUUUUCCCAAUUUAGUACUGCCCUUCAGACAUUAAAUUAGAUAAUUAUAUGCCUCCCAGAAGACAAAACACUAACAAUGUACACCGUUCAUCCUGUGAUCCCUCUGAUUUUGUUAACAGUAUUAAGAUUUAGCAGAUUCUUCAAGGGGAACUUGGGCACAACUCAUUAAUUCAUUACUAAAUUCUGGACUGCAAAAAAAGCAAAAUGGAGACACAAAUAAAUCAUUUCCUAUCUAUAACCUAUUAGUAAAAUACAUAAGGGUAUUACAAAUCCAGAGGAUAAAAAGUGUACUAUAGCAAAAAUGAACGCACUAUUCUGAACUAAACUACUGAAUCUUACCACCUUAAUCAUGUUUCAGUGAUUUCAGCCGUGUUGUAUGACAAAGUACAUUCUGCGUCCCAAUUCGCUUACUAUCCAUCCUAAAUAGUAUCCGAGAUUAGAAUGAGAAUGAGUGUGUCCCAGAUCUUAGUAUAUUGAAACGAAUAUCCCAAAGGUACCCGGGUGGUCUACUAUUUCCGGUAGUUUUCCUGCAAACAGGGCGGGCAAGUGUACCGCAUUUACUGAGGUGUAAAUGAAAUGUGGAAACAUAAAUCAUGGGAAUGAUAAAUUAAAUUAUAUAGUGCAAAUCAUAUAAGGAAUAAUGAAUGAAGAGAAGCUCAAAUUUAACAAGGAGUUUGUAAACGGUAACCGUAAAAACUAAAACAACCAAAAAAAGUAAAAACAGUUUUAAAACUAAAAACCAUAAAUGGUGACAUAACUAGUCAACAACGUUCUCUUCUGUUACAUGAGCUGUUCGUAUGUCCCAGUACUUGCAUACUCUUAUGCUACAAACUCAAAAGGUAUGUCGUUUUUCUUCAUAAAAAGAGUACAUACUUUUAGUGCAUAGUAUAAGUAGGCGAAUUGGGACACGGCCAUCAUUUUAAAUCAUAGAUUAAAGCUUUUAACUGAAAAAAAUAGGAUACAGGGAUUUGAUUUCAUGAAUAAAUGAAUUGAGAAUGAAAUAUAUGAAAACGACUUGCUGUAGUAUAUAAUAACUUUAA